AUGCAUCUGUCUCACCUGCUGCUCCUGGCCGCUCUGCUGACCCCCGCCGGGGCCUUCGACCUGGGCCAGACCACACGCUGCGUCCCCGUCCCGCCGCAGAUGAGCGUCUGCCAGGACGUGCCGUACUCAGAGAUGCGUCUGCCGAACCUGCUGGGCCACAGCAGUCUGGAGGAAGCGGUUCCUCGCUCGGACGACUGGAGGACGCUGCUCCACACCGGCUGUCACCCACAGGCCCGGGCCUUCGUCUGCUCGCUCGUCGCUCCCGUCUGCCUCGACAGGUUCAUCCAGCCGUGUCGGAGCGUGUGCAUCGCUGUGAGGGAGAGCUGUGCUCCUGUGUUGGCCUGUCAUGGACACGCCUGGCCCGAAGCCCUGGACUGUGACCGGUUCCCCGCGCAGGACGACACGUGUCUGACACCCCUGCCCAAACACAUCAGCGCCUUCUCCAAAGAUUUCCCUCAGCCCGUGUGUCAGAGCUGUCCGUCUGUGGAGGAAGCCCCGUCUCUCAAAACCGUGCUGGACGCGCUCUGCCUCACCGACUUCGCCAUCAAAGCCAAGAUCUCUCGGCGCCGCCUGCCCUCCGCAGACCCGGAGCUGACGGUGGAAGGCCCGGUGGAGCUGAUCCGGCGCGGUCCGCUGCUCCCGUACGACACCGUGAGCCUCAUCCAGCGCUGGCUGCUCAUCAACCUCCGCUGCGCGCUCCCGCUGGUGCGCCCCGGCCGCGCGCAGCUCUACCUGAUGACGGGCACGAUGCGCGCCUCCGGCUCCAUCCAGCUGUCCAGUCUGUUCCCGUGGCUCAAGAAGGACCUGCACAUCACCGCGGCCGCGCGCAAAUGGAAACACCACAAGUGCUGAGAUGAUUACGACACAGUGACACACACACAGCUCUUGAGAUGCACUCCGACUGUUGUACAUAGAGAUUACAGAAUUGUAAAGAAUAUUAUUUUCUAUUCAGAUGUACUUUGUAAAAGAUGCAAGUGUAUUUAUGUCUGUUUUUCGUAGUUUUUUGUUGUGUGCUGUAAAUAAUAAAUGUUUCUACUAUAUUAUUGUGUUUAUGCAUUCAUAUUUGG
Carassius gibelio (silver crucian carp) is the source of this 1067-nucleotide messenger RNA. RefSeq names its product sizzled (gene szl). Gene Ontology annotation, molecular function: Wnt-protein binding. The transcript has 4 exons. Bases 1 to 852 code for a protein of 283 amino acids. NCBI's taxonomy places the organism in Eukaryota, Metazoa, Chordata, Actinopteri, Cypriniformes, Cyprinidae. The record is from RefSeq and is a predicted model, not a curated record. Gene Ontology annotation, biological process: non-canonical Wnt signaling pathway; canonical Wnt signaling pathway; negative regulation of canonical Wnt signaling pathway.